AUGGCUAUCGAAGAACCCCAAAAAUCUGCCCCCGACGCCCAGCAGGCCGAUCCGGCCUCCAAAAAGCGCAAACCAGCCCUGGACGAAAUCGAAGUCGACCUUAAUCUUCCGGAGCCUCCCUCGAAGAAAGCCCGCCGUGCGCUCAAGAAGGGCAAGGCCCUCCCUACAAAGCCAAAGAGCGACGACGAGGACGAAGGACACGAAGGCGAAUCUGACGCGGCCGACGGUGCACCGGAUGGGAACAAGAAAAAGAAGGAACGCUCGCCGCAUGGAGUGUGGAUUGGCAACCUGCGCUUCUCCGUUACAAAGCCCGAGCUACGACAAUGGCUUGUAGACAACUCAGGCGGAAGCAUUCCCGGCGACGCCAUUACCCGUGUACACAUGCCUACCAGCAAGUCCACUAGAGGUCCGGGCCCCAAGACGCCUUCGGAGAACCGCGGUUUCGCCUACGUCGAUUUCGCCACCUUCGACGCCAAUGUCGCAGCAAUUGCUCUCUCUGAGACCGAAUGGCACGGCCGGAAAUUACUGAUCAAGGAUAGCAAGAGUUUCGAGGGGCGUCCGAAGAAGGAGCCGGCGCCUGUCUCCGCAGACGGGACCAACGGUAACGCCAAUGCAAACGGGCUCCCGGCGGACGGCAAGACGAGCGCGGCGCACGGUGCUGGUGGUAGCACCAAGAUCUUUGUGGGCAACAUGUCGUUCAACACGACUAAGGACGACUUGCACGCGCAUUUCGAAAAGUGCGGCAAGAUUCGCUGGAUCAAGGUGGCCACCUUCGAGGACUCGGGCAAGUGCAAGGGGUAUGGAUGGGUCAACUUUGAGGAUCCAGAGGCCGCGGCUUGGGCGGUCAAGGGUUUUGUCAAGGUGCGAGAAACCGUCGAGACGCUCGAGGAUUUCAUGGACGAAGAUGAGAAGGUAUCAAACACAGCCGACAACGACGGAGAACCCGAACCGAAAGUGAAAGCGGAAGCAGACGGUUCCAGUGGAUCCGACUCGGAUUCAAGCGACUCCGACGACGAAGCCAAACCCGAAAAGACCAACUCCGGAUCUAAAACGAAACCCACCCCCGUUGCCACUCGAGAACCUGCACGAACACGCACCCGUAAAUGGUGGGUUAACCAGCUUCUCGGCCGCAACCUUAAAAUCGAGCUUGCCGAAGACGACCAGACCCGCUACCACAAACGCUUCGGUAAAGGCGCCGCUUCCAGGCGACAGCAGCAAGAACAGAAUCAACAAGACGGUUCAAGGCCGGGUGGUUGGCAGGGGCAACGACCGGCCCGAGAGAGGGGACAAGUUGGGGAGCGUAGUGGGAGGAAGGAACCAAAACCUAUCGGCCAUACUCAGACAGAUAUCAGUGUCGCGCGGUUGACUGGUGCGGCGGUUGCACCACAGGGAAAGAAGGUUACUUUCGAUUAA
Molecule: messenger RNA, 1413 nt
Organism: Dichotomopilus funicola
Lineage: Eukaryota; Fungi; Ascomycota; Sordariomycetes; Sordariales; Chaetomiaceae
Exons: 1
Coding region: 1-1413 (470 amino acids)
Cellular component (GO): nucleolus
Molecular function (GO): RNA binding
Source: RefSeq, a predicted model, not a curated record